This is a messenger RNA of Jatropha curcas, 980 nucleotides long. Its product is annotated as protein SOB FIVE-LIKE 5. NCBI's taxonomy places the organism in Eukaryota, Viridiplantae, Streptophyta, Magnoliopsida, Malpighiales, Euphorbiaceae. The record is from RefSeq and is a predicted model, not a curated record. Gene Ontology annotation, biological process: cytokinin biosynthetic process.
ACUAGUCUAGGAUUUGAAUGUGAUUCUGUUGUUUGUUUUUAUUUCCUUUCCAUCUCUUUUUCUAUCUCUUCUACUUAUAUUUAUAUACUCCCUCAUCUAAAAAAAAUAAAUAUAACCCAACUCAUUUUUCUAUUCUCAUUUUCUUUCUCUACUCUCACUGACCAACAUUUUUUUAAAGAAACUGAUAAUAAUGGAUAUGUCAGCUCCUCAAUGCAGUAGUAGUGGGUGUGAGUCUGGUUGGACAUUGUAUUUAGAUCAAUCUUCUAAUCAGUAUCAGGGUUUUGGUGGGUUUGUUGAUGGGAAUUAUGCAAGAGUAGAAGGUGAAGAAGAAGAGGAUUUGUCAAUGGUUUCUGAUGCUUCCUCUGGACCGCCACAUUAUUGUGAAGAUGAUGAUCAUGAAGAGUGUUGCUUCGAUCAAUUGGCUAACAAUAAGAAGAACAAAAGCAAAAAGAAGAAGAACAAAGAAUUUUCUAUUGCUAGGAGCUGCCAACAACAUUCAUUUCUUGAUGAUACUGCUAGUUCUCCUGCUUUGGGCAAGAAGGUAAGCAAGAAUGUUAUUGAAGGUUCAAAAGAGCAUGCCCUGGAAUUUUCACAAGGUUUCUCUGCAACACAUUUCAAGCAGGGGAAAUCAUCGCUCAAGAAACACUUUGGUGGAUUGUUUCAUUCCUCUCUUGCAGAAAAAUCAUCUUCACAAGAAACAGGUGGUUUGCAAGGAAGGAAAUGGAAAUGACAAGCAUUUCGUAAUUAUCCAAUGUCUUUUGUCUCUGCCACUGCAGUUGCUUUGGAGAGAGAGAGAAAUGGAAGGGAAGAAAAGAAAAAAGAAAGAAAAAAAAAAAGCAUUAGAUCUCAAAGGGAUUUUGUUCCUUUCUUUUGGUUUUUAUUUUUUCUAAAUUCUACUCCUUUUUUUAUAUUUUCCUGUCAAUGCAGUGGGAAACACCUGAAAACAUAAAAAAAAAAAUUAAAUUAAUUCCUGCCUUUAA